CGACGGCACACGCAACCCGACCUUCUAACAGAAGGUUUGACAGUGCAGUGUGGUCGUGUUUAUUUGGUCAGAAUCAUGUUUCGUGCUACUUUCACAAUAUGCACAAGGGGCGUGGCGACUCGGCUAAUCUCCUCCAUCUCUGGAGAAAGCAGUCUUCCGUCAAAUUUACGUCUUCCAGCAAAUCUAAUAGGGGCUCCAAGACAAAAAGCAGCCCUCCCCACCGAUUCUGAGCUUCCAGUCCUGCGCAGAUGUGAUGCUGAUAUUCCAGCUCACCUCGCACCUGUUCAGACAUGGCUGCACUCCUUAAGAAGUUAUGACAGCGAGCCGUUGGGGAUUGUUGAUCUUCACCCGGAUGUGUUUUCUGUACCGGUCAGGCUCGAUAUACUCCAUGCUGUAGAGGUCUGGCAGAGGAACUUCAAAAGAAUUAGCCACGCCAAGGUGAAGAGCAGGGCGGAGGUCAGAGGAGGAGGCAGAAAGCCUUGGAAGCAGAAGGGAAGUGGACGUGCUCGCCAUGGAAGCAUUCGCUCUCCGCUAUGGAGAGGAGGUGGAGUGGCUCAUGGUCCAAGAGGACCAACCAGUUAUUAUUACAUGCUGCCCAUGAAGGUGCGUGUACAAGGACUGAAAAUUGCACUGACUGCCAAACUUGCACAGGAUUAUCUUCAUAUUAUUGACACAUUGGAGAUUCCCACUCCAGACCCACAAUAUCUAGAGGAGCUGCUCAAACGCAGGCAGUGGGGGGAUUCGGUCCUGAUUGUGGAUGUAGGGGAGGAGUUCUCUCACAACGUUCUACAGGCCACAGCAAACUUGAAGACUGUAAAUAUCAUUCCAGCCAUAGGCCUGAAUGUUCACAGCAUGCUGAAACACGAAAGUCUGGUCCUCACAUUGGAGGCUGUGAAGUUUCUAGAAAAGAAGCUGCUGUGGCACGACUGUCGCUUCACACCGCUCUACCCUUUCAAACUGCCCUACAGUGAUAUGCCAUAAACAUAUAUUAAAAAAAAACAUUUAUUUCCUAAA
Messenger RNA from Neoarius graeffei (lesser salmon catfish), 1014 nucleotides. RefSeq names its product mitochondrial ribosomal protein L4 (gene mrpl4). The record is from RefSeq and is a predicted model, not a curated record. Bases 76 to 981 code for a protein of 301 amino acids. Gene Ontology annotation, cellular component: ribosome. NCBI's taxonomy places the organism in Eukaryota, Metazoa, Chordata, Actinopteri, Siluriformes, Ariidae. Gene Ontology annotation, molecular function: structural constituent of ribosome. Gene Ontology annotation, biological process: translation. The transcript has 9 exons.